Molecule: messenger RNA, 880 nt
Organism: Pocillopora verrucosa
Lineage: Eukaryota; Metazoa; Cnidaria; Anthozoa; Scleractinia; Pocilloporidae
Source: RefSeq, a predicted model, not a curated record
UCUUACAACGCAACAUGAACUACAUUAAGGAAGAAUUGACCUUUGAAUGUUCGGAAGUUCUUUCAACUUCCAUGGAUGAGGAGAAGAAACUCGUUUUAUCUGAAGACGAAAUUAAGAAAUUGCGACUUGCGAUGGAAAAACUGGAUGAAUUUCAGCAGAAAUGCCAAGAGGCUCUGGAGCAAACACUAGAGCAACAUAGACUUGACUCUGGUAAGGUUGAAAUGAUUCAAUUGGAUGAACUUGCCCAAGUCUUAUUCGAAAGGGCACAAUUAGACAAGACUGAUGUGCAAAAAAUGGAGGAAGACCUUAACUUGUUCCAGAUGUUUAAGGCAGCCAUUAAACUGGUGACUGGUAGUGCGCUGGAUGAAAAUGUGCAGCAACUGAGCGAUGACUUGGAACAUUGGCUUAAUGCCAUCACACCAGUCAUGAUUAGAGUGCUUCGGAGUAAUGGCAUUUCACCUCCAAAACCGCCACCGUCUGAAGACUUACAGGAGAGACUGAAUGAACAAAUCAAAGAUUCUUUGAGGGAAUUUGUCUGUGCAAACGACGAAGAAAACGUGGAACACCCUGUGACAAACGCAGAAGAAACAGAUAGUUGUAAAAUCAACCCAAGAACUGUUCGUGACGUCAGAAAUUACAUCACUGUAAGGGAUCUGGGUGAUCUGUUGUUCCUUUUUAAAGGAGAUUUUGGUCAUGUGACCAGACACAGUUGAUAGCCUGUCAGGAGAGACAAAAAAAGAGACUUAAUGUUGAAUUAUGAUUUAUGUACAGAGAGAGCGCGUAGAUCUCAAUAUAUUGUUAUUGUUAUUUUAAGAGACAUUGUAAUAUAUAAUUAAGUCCUGCAUUUUUGAAUUUGUAUCACUAAUAUGAUGUUACAUAA